Molecule: messenger RNA, 6999 nt
Organism: Ixodes scapularis (black-legged tick)
Lineage: Eukaryota; Metazoa; Arthropoda; Arachnida; Ixodida; Ixodidae
Gene: vir
Product: protein virilizer homolog
Exons: 45
Coding region: 113-6877 (2254 amino acids)
Cellular component (GO): RNA N6-methyladenosine methyltransferase complex
Molecular function (GO): RNA binding
Source: RefSeq, a predicted model, not a curated record
GUCGUUUGUGAACACAGCGGUUCCCUCUGGCGGCGUGUUGAGGGACGCGCUGAAAAUGACAAAAUGGCUGAUCGCGUUAUUCAUGGCACUUGUAGCUAGCCUUGUUUGAGCGAUGGCCUUGGCUAAGACGCCAGUGGAAAUGGAAAACACAUGUGAACUGCUAUUUUUCGACACAUUUUCCCACGAAAGCAAUGAGGAGACGAACCUGGAUUUGGUCCAGUUUCCGAAUCCGGUCUACAUUCAUGAGAUUCGGAUAAUCCCUCUCGGAGCCCGAGUCCAGGCGGACUUCCCGGGGGGUCAUCGCCUCGGUGCUACAAAUCCAUCGCAGUUCCAGGUGGAAUUUUUUGUGAAUGACUUAAGCAAGAGGAGUGCCAGCACGUUUGAUCGACUUGGGAGUUUUGAAUACAAGCAAAAUGUGGACAUACAGUUCCUUACAAAAGAGGUUCUGACGGACGGCCUGGUGUUGCGUGGGUGGUACAGCACCAUCACGUUGGCCGUGUAUGGCAUCAUCAACAAGGUUGUCAGGGAGCCGCCAUCACCACCGCCGCCGCCUCCACCUCAAGCUGCCCUACCAAACAAAAUGAAGGAAGGCAUUCCCAAGUCCAAGUGGAAACUUUGCACCAUGGUUGCCUCUUGGUUGGACAGUGUUAAUAACCUGGAGGAGCCACCACAGAGACCACCCGUCUUUGAGCGUGCUCCGGAGCCCAUUCCGCUGGUCCCCUUGGAGUGGUCAUCUCAGCAGGGUACAAUGACAGACCACCGCAAAGGUCCGGACCACCCUGGCCCAUAUGGAGACCCCCGUGCGCCACCAGGGUACCCUUCGACCUUCCCGCCCAAGGGUUGGCCGUCUCCUGGUUCUCAGGAGUCUCCUCACACUGCUGGUGCCCAGCGGGGUUGGGAGGGCGGCACACCCCCUUCAGCGUCCCACGCUCAGCAGAAGGCUCUUCUGCCCGUUCCGCAUGUUCAGCCGAAGACAAUUCAGCAGUCCUCUCGCUUCCUUUCUCCAAACACUGACUCUCAAGAACGGUACACGCCACCUCCACCGGUGCAGCGCGACCAACGAGAUCAGCGCGAUCAACGGGACCAGCGAGAUCUGCGUGAUCUGCGGGAACAACGUAACCAGCAUGACCAGCGGGAUCGUGAACAGCGAGAUCGUGAACAACGGGAUCGUGAACAGCGGGACCGUGAACAGCGGGACCGUGAACAGCGGGAUCGUGAACAGCGGGAUCGUGAACAGCGGGAUCGUGAACAGCGGGAUCGUGAACAGCGGGACCGUGAACAGCGGGACCGUGAACAGCGAGACCGUGAACAGCGAGAUCGUGAACAGCGGGAUCGUGAACAGCGUGACCUGCUGCGUGACCAGCCAGUCAUUGAAACGCAAGGGCAGGACAGGGACGGUGGCUCCGGUGGGAAGCAACGGAGGGAGCGGGAGGUGGUUCAGCAGAAGGAACACGAGGAUCCCAGGAGGCGCGGCAGCGGAAGCAGUGAAGGCAUGAUCCGGGUCCUGGAUCCCCGGCGUCCAGCAUCGCCACCACCACCACGACCCGCUUCUCCGCCGCCGCAGCUGCGCCCUCGCACACCGCCAAGAACUCCUCCGUGCACCCCGCCUCCGCGCUCCCCGCCACCCCACACCGACGACGACCUUCAGGUUCUGCCGAGGGGUCCCCGGACGCCCAAGGAGGAAGAGCCGGACGAGGCCCUGUCGCCGGCCGAGACUCCACCCCCCAAACCCGUGGCCCCGGCCCCGGCGAAACCGGCAACGCCCAAGACGUCUCCACCGAACAUGAUCAUGGCGGCGCCAAUACCAACCAUCCAGACGGUGUGCGCAGUGCCACCGGCGGCGACGGUGAUCCCGAUGGAACCGGUGGUGGAAGGUCGUUUGGAAGACGACGACGACCUGUUCGAGACAAUCAGUCCGGACGCGUCGCCGGAGGCUUUUCAGGAGGGCUCCGAGGGCGAGCCGCCGGUGGGGGUUGCCAUGGUGGGACUGGACGAUGACGACAACGGCUUCGAGGAGAUUUCUAGUGAGGAGGAGCCGUACCUCUCGGACAGCGACACUGGCAUUGGCAUGGUGGACGUUGACUAUGACGUUGGCGAGGAUUCAUGGAACUACCUGUCAACCUUUGACCCUUUCCAGUGUGAGCUGCUGCCCUUGCAGCACUUCAAAGAUCCCAGCCUUACUCCGUACGAAGUAGAAAAGCUGAAGACUGGCGGCCAACCUCACGAACUGUCCGAUGACUUUCGUAAGGUGGUGGACAGCCUUUCUGCCUUUGCUGAGAAGGAACACAAUGAAAGGUGGGUGGAGGCGCUUGAAAAUGCAACCACCAACCUGAGUCCAGAUGCCUUGGCUGAGCUUUUUGGGAACAAGGAUUUGGAAGCUGCAGCCAGCUCGCUGCUUGACUGGGUCGAGGAAGGGCUCAGCUUGAAAGCUGCACUGAGCCAGUUGCAGCCGGCGUACAAGGUGCGUCACAUGAAAGCCGGCAUCCGCAUGGCCACCAUGCUCUUCCUCACUGGAGAGGACAUCAUCUCGAGGCUACUGGAGCGACAGAUUCCGGGCAAGCUGUUGGAGCUGUUCAUGGCACCAUACAUGUCACUGCCCCUGAAGCUUCAUAUACUGCGAGCAUUGGAUGCGGCCACCUACACACGAGCAGGCAUGCAGGAGCUUUUUGCGACCAAGAUGCUAGCACCUCCAGAGGCCAACGUGCAGAUCGACCUCUCUCUGAUUGCCGAGCCGCUUGAUGAACUCUAUGAGAGCAAAAAAUCCGAGAUGUUGACUGGCUACCAAGUUUUGCUGAAGCUGUUGUUCCUGAAGCAGUCAACAAGGGCUACCGUUGCCCUGACAGCGCUCCUGAAGAAGUUGCACCUCUAUGACCUCUUGUGCAUGCUUCACACGUCCGUGGACAAAAUUGUACAAGACACAGAUCUGCGUGAGGUCAAGGAGAAGGAUGAAGAGGGCACGGAGCGGACAAGGCUAGAAGUUGAGACGGGUCAAGCGGCACACUGCACUUCUGAGGACCUGGACAAAGCUGCCGUCUGCCUGGACUUGCUGUGUCGCACCUACCGCAAGGCGCACAAGGAAGUGGCCCAGCCCCUGCGGUACCUGCCAGCACAGAGCCGCUUUGAAGCGCCCCAGACACCCUUUGACCCUUACCCGGCACUCUUCCGCAUGUUCAAGGAAAACCAUCUUCUGGAGAUGAUGAGUCUUCUGGCCUCCUCUCCUGUGUCCUCCUCGCACACGGGCGUCGCUUUUGCGCUGCGGGAAUUCCUGGCAGUGCUCCUGAAGACGCGUCCUGGAAUGCUGUUUUUCCUUUCGGACCACGAAGCAGCCAACUGCCUUCAUCGUGCCUUACUUCAGGAGGAGUCUGGUCCAGUUGGCAUGGAGGACAGUGUGUACCAUCAAGUGGGUGUGCAUCUGGUGUAUCACCUGCAGACACUGCAGCAUGUGGAUUCCCUCUUGGCCUACCACAGCAAAGGGGGAGUGAAGAGGGAGCUGGACGACGCGGAGGUGGUGACGUGUCUGCACGACCUGUACACGGUGCUCUUCUCGGACGUUGGGCGGGCUGCCGUGGUGGACGUCUUGGCCAUGCACGACAACUUGGACGCGCUGGUGCCCUUCCUUCGACUCACGGGUGACAUGGACUUCGACACACGACUGUGCAAGUCGGUGUGUGCUGGCUAUGCCACUGAGUUGCUGCUGCUGACAGUGCACAACUCUGACAGUGCCCACCUGCUGAAGAACUACUCGGACGUCCUCUAUCAACUCAGCCAGCAGGAAAUGACGCCGCGGUUGCAAGAGCUGUCGGCAUGGAUAGAGCCCACACGGAAGCUGCCUUCCUACACGCACGAGUCGGUCACCUUCCUCAUGGGCUGCGUGAAGAAAGCCGCCGAAACAGCCGCUUUGCUGCCGCCAGAACUGGUCACUGCUCUGCGCAUUCUGCGUCACCUUGGACUCCCCCCCAGGGACUUCCGAUCCGGAGAAUCAGAUGACGAAGAGGAGCUCAAGUACAAGUAUGUAAUCAUGCAGAUUUUUGCAAAUGAUGGACUCUCCUGUUUCCUGACUAUCCUUCAGAAAAUUUCGGAGGAGUAUUUGAAGCCUUACCAUGGACCGGCUUCGCUCGUCGGUCAGCAGGGAGCCCAAGUAGUGGCUACUGUAAAGCCAGUGGUGAACCUUCUCCAAUUUAUGCUGGGCUACCUGAUCUCCUGCAGAGGCACGGAGUUCAAAGACGUCACAGCUGUGCCAGUGCUGCUCCAGACCUUCACACUGCUGGGAAUGAUCCCUGCAUCCUCACCACUGCGUAGCUUAGCACUGAAGGUUCAAGUGGAAAUUGUGGAGACCUUGCUGACGUACACCCAGCCACACCUGAGCUCUGCCGAAACAGAAGAAGCUCUGAACAAGAGCCUCUGGACACAGAUGAUCUCUGAGGUGCUCAAGUAUACCCUGCGGGCACCGUACACAUUCGUCACUGGACUGACAGUUCUGUCGGAGCUGCUUCCUCUGCCGUUGCCACUUCAGAUUAGGGAGCCUUUGAGCAGCGAUGACCUUCCCAAGGUGGUCAACAGCCGUAAACUGUGGAGCGCCUAUCUUCACUCCUUGAGUGCCGACAUCCAGGAGAUUGUUGGCACACUGAGCUACUCAACCUGUCCGACGGUGCAGCAGCUGUUCCGUCGGGUGUGCAUUCAGCUGUCGGACCUUGCCGCCCCGUCCGCAUCCGUGGUGGCCCGUGCCCUCCUGGACAUGCUCUACUCUUCCCUGGCCGAGCCCCCUUUCCCUGGGUCCUCUCCCCCCGUGCCGAUGGUGGACCCGCAUCGGACCACAAUCGUCGGCGACGACAUCCGCGGCACCGCCAGUCUCGCCGCUCCGGCGACAGUCCUCCCUCCCGUACCCAAGCUGCUGCCAUCCAGUAGCACCAUCCUUGUGCUACUAGACCAGUUCUGCUUCCUGGUCAGCCACGGUCCAUUCAAGGUGGCCGUCCUGCACGCCCUCAAGGGCAGCCCCAAGUAUGGAGAGCUGUUCACCUACCUGCUCGGACUGCUGAACCUUUCCAGCGAUGAGCUCUCUCACAUUCAUACUCAGGAGUGCAUCUUGUCGGUUGUCCAGGCACUCUGUGACCCCGAUAUUGCCCUCACCCCGAUUGAGGAAAAUUUGUCUGGAAUGUCAACAACACAGGCAAACGAAUCUGCCAAAGGGAGUGCGGAAGAAAAGCCGGACUUGGCUGUCCUCUUGAAAAAGCUGGCAAACUCGGUGCCGCCGAAGGAGCAGUUGCAGGCAAUCUGCUCGACACUCGUGCACCACAUUGGAACUGCAUCGCAUAGCUACAGCUCGGUCCUGCUGGCUGUCCGGGUGCUGGUGAUGCUCACUGAGCACGACUUCGGCUUCUUCUGCAUCAAGACGGCCCUGGAGAGGGAACCGGAGAGCCUGUGCCUUCUGCUGGACCGUCUGAGCGCAACCUUUGACAAGGACAACGCAGACUCCCUGUCAACAUUGUCGGCGUGCCUCGAGCUGAUGUGGCUGCUGUGCGUGCCCGAAGAAGAAGGUCCGCUUGGACAGCUACGCAGUCUUCGGCUGGGGCCCGGGGAACUUGCUUCUCUCAUCAACUGGAAGGGCAAGACGCACCUUGAAUGUCACCCACUGUUGCGGCUCGAGAAGCUGCUUGGCGAGUGCUCCAGAGAAGAAGAGGCACUGGAGAGCUUGCUGGCAAGCAUUGCAAGCCAGUUGGAGUACUUGGGCCGAGCAGCAUCUAGCUCCGACAGGGAGAUGCUGGAACCGAUGCUGCCAGCUCAGGACGGCCUCUCGGCCCAGUUUGGUUUGCGGACGGUCUACUUGCUCGGUGAGAUUGACGAGGAGCGGCUCAGUCCUUCUUUCUGGCUGGCUGCAGCUGUCGACGACUCUGAGCAGGAACCUGAACAGGUUGAAGUGGACCUCGCGUCCAUGAUGGAGCGGACUCUACCAGAUUUCAACCUCAAGAGCGAGCUAGAAAAGCUUAUCCUUUCCGGGGAAGAGGAAACGGGCAGCUCCAAAUCUCCACUUGUGAACAAGCGCAAGUUGAUGCUUGGUGCGGAAGCCAUGGAACCUACCACUAAGAAGCCCUUCAUUGCCCCCAUGAGGGGCAGGGGCUUCUCCCGAGGGGGCAUGGGGCACACGUCAAGGGCCAACGACCCAUUCCGGUCACGGCCCCCCAACACAAGUCGACCCCCCUCUAUGCACGUGGACGACUUCCUGGCUUUGGAAUCUCACCAGCACCCCCUGGCCACGGGUGUUGCCAAGAGGCCCAUCAAGGAGGUUGUGAGCGUUCACGGACGUGGCCGCAGCGACGUGGGUGGCGAAGUUGCUGUGUUUGAUGCGGGGCGUCCCAUGCCGAACCGCGGCGGUGCAGGCCGCUUCUUCUCCCCGCCUGGGCUGUAUGGACGCAGGGAACCGUCGCGCAUGGAUGGCCGAGACUUUGGCGCACCUCCAUUCGCAAUGGGCGGUGCCCGCAGCAACUCCAUGGUGCUGCGAGCAAUUCCCGCCUGGAGUGAUGGACGAGGUAGCAGCGUGGUGCCCAAGCCUCUCUUGGGAGCCUCCAAUGUGGUUCCACUGACAGGGGGACCUGCAGACCCACAACAGGCUUUCGGGAGGGCCAGCUUGAUGGAACCCCGCUCUUCGCCGAGGAGCAGAGUUGGAGACCCCUAUGGCAUGGCAGCCAUGCCCGGCAGCUCGGUGGGCAGCGACCGUUUUGUCCGAGGUAUCAGGGGUGCCAUGAUGCCCACUCAUCACGCCCACUGGAUGGACCCUAGGGCAAAGGCCAUGGACUCGAGAUUCAUCUCGACAAGCAUCGCUCUUCGUGUUCGUCGGGAUGGUUCAGUGCUGGACAGACAUCCUCGCGCCUUCACGAGAUAGGGGGCCCUCUUGGACGAACCGGAACAUUGUACAAAGAAGUUACCCAGAGUUUGCCCAUUGUCAUAUUUAAAAUCAAAACCAUCGACAACAAAGUGUGCAGAAAUAAAAUACGACAAAAGAAA